AUGACACCACGCGCCCUGAUUCAUUUCUACUGAACAGAGUGUAACUAACACGCCCACUGUCUAGGUAACAAGUCGGAUAUAAACGGCACGUGAAGUAGAUUGACAGAGAAACCGCGGAGUGCGAUUUGCUGUGAGACGACGAAAAACUUUGACGAAAACCUAGAGAAAAAAUACGCGAAGGGAUAAGGCAACGUUGCGGAAAACUGUUAACAUUUUGUUCGAGAGUGGAACAUUUGAAUAAUUUCGUUAAGGGGCGUUAUUUUUUCAGAGGUAUUUUGACAUCGUAGGAUAGAUCGUUCCGCUGUGGAGAUUAAACUUCGAUCCAGAUAGAAUACAAUGUCCAUUUCUCAAUCCACUCGUAUACUGCUGACGUGGCUUUGUGCAGUCCUGUAUUCCACAGCAGCCGCCCCAUCAAACCUAGGUGAUUCAUUUUGUGCAGCCUUAUGCUCAUCAGGAGGAAACCACAUCGCGUGUGACUGCAGCUCUUACGACAAAACAUCCCCAGUCAAACGCGGUUUCUCUGUUCAGAAGCGGCGCACGUGUAGACUUCUUUGUUAUUACGGUAUGGGAGGAUAUGCAUGCGAUUGUAGUGCUUCAUCAUUAUCCAAAAGAAGUCAAACUAUUUCUAUUAGAAGUGCCGAAUGCGGUGCUUUAUGCUACUACGGUAUGGGUGGCUCAGCAUGCGACUGCAAUGCCUCCGCCAUCAGUAAGAAAUCCGCCGUGAAACGGAACAGUAGGAAACGAAAUGAAGCUUGCGGCGCACUUUGUUUCUACGGUAUGGGAGGAUCUGCUUGCGACUGCAGCGCCAACGCACUCGGGAAAAGAUCUCAUUAUCUACUCAAACGACCAGGUUUCGAAGCUUGUAGUGCUCUCUGCUAUUACGGAAUGGGAGGCUCAGCCUGCGACUGCAACGCCUCGGCAAUAAGUAAACGAGUCGUGGAGCUUUCAAAACGAGGUGGCGCCUGCCAUACACUCUGCUAUUAUGGAAUGGGCGGUGCCGCCUGCAACUGUAGCGCAUCAGCAAUCAGCAAACGGGGCACAGAGGACGAAGAUGACGUAUCGGUAGACCAGAAAUAAACAUUCCGCGCACGAACACACCCAUUCACACCGGUUACUCCCGCGUUUUCAUUUCUGCUGAAAUUCGACCCGGCAUGCUUUCAAAUGGAGACAAUGUUCUGCUGCAGCCAAGAGAGGGCGGAAUGGUGGUACAUGAUUGCAUACCUCACAACCCACUAGGGUUAUUGUCAUUGUUACUUGAUCCAAGUGCUCAUUUCAACUAUGGAAUAUUGGUUGCAAAAGACUUCGGACGGCAAGAUUGGACGUUCCCGUUUCGAAACUAAAUGCAGUUUGGUGAUUACUAUCGCUCUCCUUGUUCAACUACUACCUGUCGAACAAUAGUUGUACCUUUUUUGUUCGUGAUAUCUCGAAGCAGGCAUUAACUCAAUGAUGGAGUUUUUAGGCGCAAUCUCCGUUAAAGCUGCAAUAAUGUCCUACGGUGUUGUUGUUUUCCGUGUCCUUCUCCCACUUAAACAUGUCCGCGUGCUACUAUAGGAAAAGCGUUGAUAUUUCACCCAUGUUGAAGUGAAGCUAAUAUUUCACCAACUUCUAACUCACAGGUUUCUCUGACGAGGGUCCAAUCUUCUCAGAUGUGAUAAGGAACAGGACAAAAUCAGUCUGGUAAUAACCGGAAUAACCCGAAAAAGCCCGAACCUCUUCGUUCACGAUCGUCAAUUGGCUGGAAGUUAUCACGUGACUUAACAUAUGAAUGGAGGUCUUCUGGAUGUACGGAUAUUAAGACGAGCCACGCUCUUGUGUGGGAUAUAACCUUAGCCACACCUAGCAGUGCCUUUCUCAAGCGAUAAAAGUGAUCACAAAUAACAAAGGAACGCGCUGGAAUUGUUUUCACUUUCUUUCAUUCCGUUUGUCCAACUGUCUAGGGCCUCCAACAACCUGUAUUCGAAACAGUCUCAAAAUAAGCAACAUAUCAGUGAAUAUAAUUUAGUCAGAAUAUAUGUUUUCAACAGAAUAUGAUUUGUAACAUUCCCAUGAAAAUAAAAAGGUAUACGAAUGAUAUAUUUU
Molecule: messenger RNA, 2079 nt
Organism: Lineus longissimus
Lineage: Eukaryota; Metazoa; Nemertea; Pilidiophora; Heteronemertea; Lineidae
Product: signal peptide, CUB and EGF-like domain-containing protein 3
Exons: 8
Coding region: 337-1077 (246 amino acids)
Source: RefSeq, a predicted model, not a curated record